Messenger RNA from Lolium rigidum, 1689 nucleotides. Its product is annotated as BSD domain-containing protein 1-like. Gene Ontology annotation, cellular component: cytoplasm. The coding region runs from base 1 to 1431 and encodes 476 amino acids. Lineage: Eukaryota; Viridiplantae; Streptophyta; Magnoliopsida; Poales; Poaceae. The record is from RefSeq and is a predicted model, not a curated record. The transcript has a single exon.
AUGAAGACGCUCGCCGAGGAGAUCGAGGGGCAGCGGGAAGAGCAGGAGGAGGGCGGACAAGAAGAAGCCGCGGCGGAGGUGCAGGGGGAGGAGGGCGGCGGCGGGUGGAGCUUCGGCGGGCUGAUCAAGACGCUCGCGGAGGAGUUGCCCCAGCAGCAGGAACAGGAGGAGUCCGUGGAGGAGGAGGAGGACGACGAGCAAGAAGCCGAGUCGGCGACGGAGGAGGAGGGCGUUUCUGGCGGCGGCGGGUGGAGCUUCGGGGGAUUGAUGAAGACCUUCGCGUCGCGGUCGGAGUCGGUGCUCGAGGGCUACCGCCGCGACCUCCAGGACCUCGGGUCCGGCCUCCGCGAGGAGACCACGGCCCUCCGCGCGGCCGCUGCACGGGCCGCCGCAGCCCUGCCCGGCGCGCUCGAGGCCGGCGCGUCCGUCGCCUCCGACAGGCUCGAGUCCGUCGGCCAGGCUGUCGAUGACCUCGGGGCCGCCGCAGCCGGCCUCCUCUCCCACGCCAACGAGGCUCUCCGGUCCGUGGACGCCGACGGCGAGGACGGGACCGUCGACGGCUCAUCCCAGCUCUCUGAUCCAGCCUCUGGCGCCUCUUGGCGUUCGUCCCUUCCAUCCAAGAAGUACACCCGCUUUGAGGCGCAGGUCCUGGCGCUGCGUGCCGAGCCGACCACCUUCACUGAGGAGCCCGAGGAUGCCGAGGGGUUCACCAAGUGGCAGGAGGCGUUCAGCCUCGAGGACAGAAAAGAGGAGAUCGAGGCCGUGCUCCAGGAGAGCCCUGGGCUGGAGAGCUUCGUGGAGAGGCUCGUGCCGUCUGUGGUAGCCUACGACAUGUUCUGGUGCAGGUAUUUCUUUGCCGUCGACAAGCUCAGGCAAGCAGAGGAUGCUCGCACCAAACUCGUUAGCAGGGCCAUGUCCAAGGAAGACGAGGAAGAGCUCAGCUGGGAGGUCGACGAUGACGAGGAUGAUAAUAAAGCUGAUCACAAAGAAGGUACUAGCACAAUACCCGAUAAGAAAGAUGGUGAGCAAAUUGGUGACUCUAUUAGCCAUGAAGCACAGAAUGAGGGAAAACAAGAAGCAGUGAAUGAAAAGCAUGCAGCGAAAGAUCAGGGGACGAUUUCGGUAGCAGCAAAGGAUGAUAAUGGUGAAUCCAGUGGUGAGGCGUCGACACCAAAGUCGAGCAAUGGCACAGGGCAGGAAGAGAAGACUGAAGCUGGUGACUCAUCUAAGGAGAGUGAUUUAUCACUGGUGUCUCGACCAUCAGCGCAGGAGGAAGAUCUUAGCUGGGACGAGAUUGAGGAUGUCGGUGAUCAAGAUGAGAAGAAAGGGGGGAGUCCACGGUCAAGCCCUACUGGCAAAGCUGAGGAUAUCCGAAAACGGCUGAACUCAUUGGAAGACGACGAAGACCUCAGUUGGGAUGUCGACGAGUAAGAACAAACAACACACUCCUAAACCGAGUGCUCCAAAAGACUCAAGUAAAAGAUGUUUACACAGUUUUUACCUGUUUUGUCUCAAAUGGGAUCCCUAUUCUCUUUUAGAGUUCUUUGACGUGCAAUGUGAAUAUUGUGGUGGUACAUUGGCAAUUCAAAUUCAAUGGGGCUGUAUUUUCAUUACUCCCACUGUAAGAUCUUAACAGAAUGGUAGUGUUCUUCUGUUUUGGCUAAUAAACUUGUUUCCAGUUAGUGUCUA